CCCUACUGAUGCUUGGCACCAGCUAAGGGCGUCACUUCGUCCCUAUAGUUAUCAUGCUUUCUCUGGCACUUUUCCUACUUUCGGCACUGAUGCGUCCGACAUCCCAGCAAUUCCCCCGGCCUUGCGUGACCUUAGAGGCCCUCCAAAGCAAGCGAUGCUGCCCGAUAUGGGAAGGAGACGGGUCUGUCUGUGGAGCGCUGUCGGGUAGGGGCUUCUGCGCGGAUGUUGUGCUCUCUGACUUUCCCAAUGGACCACAGUACCCGCACUCAGGGGUGGACGACCGGGAGAAAUGGCCUCUGGUGUUUUACAAUCGUACAUGUCAGUGCGCCGGUAACUACAUGGGCUUCGACUGCGGAGAGUGCAAGUUUGGCUAUUUUGGAGCAAACUGCGCUGGGAGGCGCGACUUGAUCAGAAGAAACAUAUUCCAUCUAUCUACCAGCGAAAGACAGAAGUUCAUCUCCUAUAUAAACCUAGCGAAGAAUACCAUCAGCCCCGAUUACGUGAUUGCUACUGGUACCUACGAACAAAUGGGCAACGGAACGAACCCGAUGUUUUCGGACAUCAACGUGUAUGACCUGUUUGUCUGGAUACACUACUACGUGUCCCGGGACGCCUUGCUGGGUCCGAGCGACGUGUGGCAGGACAUCGACUUUGCCCACGAAUCGGCGGCUUUUCUGCCUUGGCACCGGGUGUAUCUGUUACAAUGGGAGCACGAAAUCAGGAAGAUAACGGGUGACUUCGACUUCACCAUCCCGUAUUGGGACUGGCGCGACGCGCAGGACUGUGAAGUUUGCACGGACGAGUUCAUGGGCGGCCGGCAUCCUCUUAACCCGAAUCUGAUCAGCCCCGGAUCCGUGUUCUCAUCCUGGAAGGUCAUCUGCACGCAUCCAGAGGAAUACAACAGCAGAGGGAUGCUCUGCAACACCACUGGGGAGGGACCCCUGCUACGUAACCCUGGUAACCAUGACUCCACGCGGGUCAGGCGGCUUCCUACCUCCGCCGAUGUCGAGUUCGUGCUCAGCCUGCCCGACUACGAGACGGGGCCCAUGGACAGGAUGGCCAACCGCAGCUUCAGGAAUUCCCUGGAAGGUUUCGCAAGCCCUGAGACGGGCUUGGCCGUCAGCGGCCAGAGCACCAUGCACAACGCCCUGCACAUGUUCAUGAACGGCUCCAUGUCAUCGGUCCAGGGCUCCGCCAACGACCCCAUCUUUCUGCUUCAUCACACCUUCAUCGACAGCAUCUUUGAACAGUGGCUGCGGAGGCACCAACCACCACGGAGCAACUACCCCCAGGCCAACGCACCCAUCGGCCACAACGAUGGUUACUAUAUGGUCCCAUUCAUCCCCCUCUACAGAAAUGGGGACUACUUCCUGUCCACCAGUGAGCUGGGGUAUGAGUACUCUUACCUGUUAGGUACAGGUCAGCGGCUCCUCCAGGAGGUACUCAUCCCAUACCUGGAAGAAGCUCAGCAGGUCUGGCAGUGGCUUUUGGGGGCCGGGAUACUGGGAGUCCUGCUGGCCAGCAUCAUAAUUGCGGUGGUGACCCUGGUCUGUCGUAAGCGGCAGAAGAGGAAGAGAACUGCAUCCUUUGGGGAGAGACAACCCCUGCUGAACAGCAGUGAGGAGGAUGCCAGCUACUCCUAUCAGACCACGCUAUGAGGAACAGUCACCACUAGGGGGCAAAGCUGUUCGUUUGUAUUCAGGGAAUGCAAUGUAAUGUGCCUCUGUAAUGACGUCCCCCUAAGAAAGAUGCUUCAUGUUCAUUAGCCUUCCUUUACAUGUGUGCUGUGGGGAAAAAUCUCUUGUAAAAUCUCUUUGUAAAAAAAAAAAAAAAUGAAAAUACAUUAUAGUGUGAAAAAACCAAAGACUCUUUAUAAAUUGCAGUGUAUCUGAUGUGAGACAGUAGAUCCAUCAGAGAGGAAACAUCAACAACUGAAAAAGAACAGAAACCCAGAGGAACCUUCAGUGAUCUUCUGAAGCGAGCAGGAGCAUUUUGACUCAAAGUGAGACACACUGCAGACACACUGCAGACACACUGCAGACACACUGCAGACACACUGG
Messenger RNA from Brienomyrus brachyistius, 2060 nucleotides. It is a transcript of the gene tyr, whose product is annotated as tyrosinase. Gene Ontology annotation, molecular function: tyrosinase activity. The record is from RefSeq and is a predicted model, not a curated record. Gene Ontology annotation, biological process: pigmentation; melanin biosynthetic process. Lineage: Eukaryota; Metazoa; Chordata; Actinopteri; Osteoglossiformes; Mormyridae.